Messenger RNA from Rodentolepis nana, 342 nucleotides. Lineage: Eukaryota; Metazoa; Platyhelminthes; Cestoda; Cyclophyllidea; Hymenolepididae. The record is from the annotation of a GenBank genome assembly.
UUGUCAACUUUAAUAAACGAAUUACCAUUUUUACUAUUUGAUAUCACACAGACUGCGAAUUUUAUAACUAGCAGAAAUAAGGAAAAUUUCCAUAUUUAUUUAACUUUGGGUAAAAAGGCUGGAUGUUUGGUCUUCUCCCCAACCGAACAGUCUAUCUUGUUGGGAGAGAAGUCGGGCCAUGUUUUCAAUAUAGCGAUCGACGUUUUGGGCCAUCUUUCACUUCUCACAAGUGUGGUUGUUAGCAAUGAUGGUCGCUAUAUCGGUACUUGCGAUCGAGAUGAAAAGAUUCGGAUUAGCCGAUUUUCGCAACCCUAUGUUCUCGAAUCCUUCUGCCUUGGCCAU